Messenger RNA from Pseudogymnoascus destructans, 1143 nucleotides. RefSeq lists its product as uncharacterized. NCBI's taxonomy places the organism in Eukaryota, Fungi, Ascomycota, Leotiomycetes, Thelebolales, Thelebolaceae. The record is from RefSeq and is a predicted model, not a curated record. Bases 1 to 1143 code for a protein of 380 amino acids. The transcript is spliced from 3 exons.
AUGGAUGAUGUUCUGCUGUCCAUUUUGGACCUCCCAAAGCUGAAUAGGGGCAUGUCCCUUAAUAUCAAAGGCGAGGAAAAGCUGGUUAUGGCUUUUACGCUAGGAUAUAUUGGGGACAUGCCCCAGCAGAACGAUAAUGCUGGGAUACUGCGCCAGAAUGCAGCCAAGGGCUGCAGAAGCUGCUUGGCCUCGAAAGAGGAGCGUGGAGACAUCCACUUUGAUUACAUGAGGCUUGGCGGAUACCACCAUCACCAGGUCCAGCUCCGAGAGCAUGGAAGCACACUUCCUCCUGCAAAAAAGAAGGCGUGGUACCAGCAAUGGGGAAUGCGUGAAACCGAGCCUGCGUUGUUCAAAAUAUCACCAGCGCUUGAUAUUGUGCUGAGUCAGCCUCCGGAUCUUGUUGUGCUUGCUUUUGCAUCGAUAGCCAAGUCGAAUGCAACCACUUGCGCAUGGAGGAUGAAGCCUGGACAGCACCAGGAUGCCGAGAAGGCAAUAUUUGAGGGCCGUAGCAUGUAUCGGGGGCUCUGCAACGCUGCAUCUCUGGCUUCACAGAUGAAAGUUCGGAACCAAUGCAAGGGAAAAGGGAAAGGAAAGGGGAAUGCGUCUCUAACGCCAUCAGUUAGUCCACCAAGUGUUGACACAGCUACCGAGGAUUUCUGCAGUGUUAUAGAUUCAAUCGAGCAGUCGGUGCAACAAGAAUUCGAACUGGUUACCAGUAUGAUGGAUUUAAAAACAGCAUCAGGAUCCCUCAAAUAUUAUAUAAAAUGGCGCAGCCGGCCGAACGUCCACCAAGGAGCCCAUAUCAACGAUACAAUUGGGAGGUAUGGAAAUAGUUUCAGCUGCAAUGUUCUCCAUUGCGAGGACAAGCAUAAGCUUUUUAAGAAGUGGGCGGAGGCACUAAAUGGACGCUCAGUUGAGCGUUCUUUGAUGAUGCGCGAGUCAAUCAACACCACCAUUCGGCUCCUUCUCCAAGGAGCAUUCAAGUAUUCUGAGCCAGAGAUUUCAAGUCAGUUAAAAUCUCUCUACGAGAAAUGCCCAAGUCUUAUGGGCCAGAUUAUGCCAUCUCCAGAGCAACCUGAUAAUGUCAAAGAGAUAACCCAGGCAUAUUGGAAGAUGCAGCACAUAUCCGGCCAAGGGCAAUGA